CCCGGCGGACCGGAUGUUGUUGUUAGCACCGCGGUGGAGGAGAACGUGCGGUAGCCUCGCACACAUCUGGAUGUUCUAAAGGUUCUAAAGAUGGCGAAAAACAGAGAGUGCAUCCUCUGUGAAACAGUCCACUCCUCCAAGCAGGAGAUGGAUGAGCACAUGAGAAGUAUGCUGCACCAUCGUGAGCUGGAGAAGCUCAAAGGCCGAGACUGUGGACACGGGUGCAGAGUGUGCAAGGUGACGGUGGUGAGCCUCACCGACUACGCCAGCCACAUCUCCAGUUCCACGCACAAGCAGAAUGUGGAGGCUGCAGAACGAAGGAGUGCUAGGAACGACCAUGACGAGGAUUACUUCGAUCGGGCUUUGGUGGACCUGAUCGAGAAGAGAAAAGAAAACAUCAGAAAAGAAAAGGAGGCUGCUGCUGCAAAACUGGCAAAAGAAGAAGCGGAUCGAAGGAGAAAGGAGGAGUUUCAGCAGAGGUUAAAAGAAACCAAGGAGCGUUACCGACAGGAGUGUGCCUGGAAGCAGCAGUCACAGGGGUUCAGUGGAUCCGGUCACCACAGAACCUGGUACGGGGGAAACCAAUAUAACGCCUACAGAGGGGAGCCACAGCCCUGGCAGAACGGCACACAGGGAAAGAGCGCCACCUGGCAUGCUCGGGAGCCUCCCAACUUCCAGAGGUGGGCGUCUGGAGAGUUCGCCGGUGGGAACGUUCACUGCCAGGACGGUUUCGCCAACAUGCAGCGGGAUCAGGGUCAAUGUUCUGGCAACCAACGAAGUCGACUGCCUUGGCUCAGCAACGGAGGGAGCAGUAACGGGGUCUACGGUCGAAACAAUAUUUCCCAGAACCCGCAGAGGAGCCGACCCCUCAGCUUUCUCGAGCCUUUUCCUUCGUAUCCACCUCCACCCAAUUUUUUUAACCGGGCUAACCAGUUUCAAAAUAUAGGCAAUGACCAGGGAGGUCAGCAGGGUGAUGGGUUUCAGAACGGUCAGGGGCAAAUGGCAGAACCUGAUCACAACACGAGUAAGAGCUCUAAGACCUUUGGUAGCAAUCCAAAGCUGGACAAAGCCUGUCGCUGGUCUCCCUAUCCAGUCACAAAGGGUUUCGAAUCUGCACCCCAUAAAGACACCAACCCAAACUCAUCAGAGCAUCACACCAAAGUCCCCAAACCCCAGACACAAGACAAGGCCCGGGACACCAGUGCCUUUAACAGACCGUCCCGACCUGAACGGAAACCGGUGCAGAUGACCCCGAGUGGACAAAGUGUGGAAGAGAAAGGAAAGCAGAAACCGAACCCCAAAACCAAAGCCAGAGAUAGUAGUGACAACAGCAGUAGUAACAGCAGCAGUAGAAGCAGCAGUAGUGCUCAGAAAGAUGUUCACCAGAACGGCACAUCUGAUCCUCCCAAUCAGAAGGCGAAUAAGCCAAUGCCCCAUAAAGAGAAGAAGAUGUCCUCACUUCCUUGUCUCAACGGUGGAGCUCAACUCAGCAAGGCCUCCAGUCUAGCGCUCCCACAAUCAAAAUCAACCCCAAAGCAGAGCGGGAUCAGUUCUCAGGCUCCUCUCGUCGGGCCCCUUCAGUCCAGGCAAGAACGGCAGCUCCCAGAAACGCUCAAGAAAGCCAGACAGAUUGUGUUAGAAAAGAGGGGCUCUCUGGAAAGCUCCAGAAACAACAGGAUGGAAAUGACGCUGCACAUUACGGAGGAGCAGCAGAGGGAUCGAUCACAGAUUCAGAUGGGAGUGAAUAAGGAGAACAGGCAGAAUGCAGCUAAACCAGAGGUGCCGGAGUCCGUCAGGCCAGACAAGCCAGCGUUGCAAUCUUCAGACAGCAGCCAGUUUCUCCAAUCGUUGCAAGUUAGCACCUCGACCGCGGAGAGCUCGGAGCCCGCAGUCUCCAGCCAGGACGACAAGGACAAGGAAACACAGGCGGUCGCCCCGGACGAAGCGAUGCAGACCGUCGACGCAGGGCAGAGCUCGGAGAGUGACACCUCCAGGAGCGGCGAAGCUCAGACGGUGUCGGGUUCCAGCACGUCAAGUCUGUCCAAGCUUGAUCUGCCUCCCGUCUUGAAACGUGACCUGACCAAACACAUCAGCUCCAAGAGCAAAACCGGUGGCCACGAGCCCAACCUGAACAUCGCCAGACGGGUGAGAAACGUGAGCGAGUCGCGGAGAAGCGACACGGAGAAGGACUCGGGGCUCAAACCGACGGUGCGGCAGCUCCUCAGCUCCUCUGGCUCCCGACGCAACGUGAACUGGGAUCAGGUGUAUCAGGAGGUCAGGAAGAAGCAAGACAAAGGGAAAGGCAAGCCAAGGUUUGGCAUAGAGAUGGUGCCGAUGGACCAGGAGGACCAAAGCCAGGAGGAAGAUGGCAUCCCCCUGCUAGAGGGUUUCCAGUGGGACUCGUUGGCGGACAUCCCCACCUCCAGAAAACGCUCGUUAUCAGAGAGCAGCAUCGCCCCGGCCUCCACUCACUCCCUGUUCACAUCCCUCAUGUCCAAGGAGACGGAACAAAUAGAAGCCCUCAGCCCAGAGAACCAGGGAUCCUCCGUUUACCCCAAUCUCACAUUCGCCCAAGGGAACAAAGACAAUCAGCGUCAGCAAGAGGUGGAGCAGAUGCUGGACCAGUAUGAGGCUACAGCCCAGAAGCAGCCGGAGAAGCUAACGUCUGCGACGGUGAAGGUCCUCCAGCGGUCCGAUUCAGUGCUCGGGGACAGCAGCUCGGGGACGGAGCUGUUAGACGGCCAGGGAACGGGAAAGAGGCGGAGAGCGACUGGGGACGUUCCAAGUGCGGAGACGUCUUGCUUGGAACACAACAACAAAAGAAGGAAAGUCAAAUCCAAAAAGGAGCGUUUACAGAUCGACCAGCUGCUGGCCGUGUCGCUGCGGGAGGAGGAGCUUAGUCGCUCGCUGCAGACGGUGGACGCCAGCCUGAUCCAGGCCCGGGCUGCACUGGAGGCCGCCUACAUGGAGGUGCAGCGUCUCAUGGUGGUGAAACAGCAGGUGACUGGAGAGAUGAGCACGCUGAGAAACAAGCGCAUUGAUUUACUCAAAGGGAUGCAAGGUAAUUUGGAGGAAGCGCCUCAGAUCAAACUGAAAGAAGAAAAGAUGGAUUCAGUCGAAGCUGAGCCCCACCUGCCCUCCUCCAUGCUGCUUCCCUCUGUCGCCGUCACGGCCGCUGCCCCCAGUCUAAGUCUUCCUGCCGAGCCCGCCUCCCCUCCCUCCUCCAGCCUUCCCUCCAUGCCUGUACUUAUCAAGCAAGAGCCUCAGUCUCCUGUCCAUGUCAGCUCAGAGCCGGACCCUGUGGACAUCAUGACCCACUGUGCUCACAGCACCACCCCAGAGCUGUCAGCCGCUCUUGCUGCGGCCUCUUCACCAGAUCCUGCCCUUCACUUUCGUCCAUCUCCUGAAACAAAACAGCCUGAGUCGCACACAGAACAUAGUUGGGAGAACUUCAACGACCCUGCAGACUGCAAAGAGAGCUUAUCAGGCCUUGUUGAGACAAUGGAGAAGACCACACAGGCGUCCAGGAACUGUCUCACCCCUUUGCCCGACUCCAAAUCCUCCAUAAAUCUUCUCCCACUCAGCAGGAGGAGCUCUGAGGCGGGCAGCGUUGUCGACUGUGCAGCUCCACAUUCCUUUGAGCCCCCGUCCGUCCUCAAUCUGCCCGCCUCCCCGUCCGAACUGAGGAACGGGAAGCGUGUGAGGAAGCUGAAGAAGAGGAAGGUGCUGAAGAAGGCCCAGGGGACGGAGCAGCCCGAGAGCAGCGACACCGAGAUAGAUGGCGACGCCUUGAGGCCGAGGUUUCGACCGCGCAGGAGACCAAGCGGGGGCUCUGUGGUCAGCACCUCCACUCCGCCUUCGGAGGACAGGGAGGGCGAGGUGAACAUGGAGUUGGGCGAGGAGUGCUCCAGGCGGCUGUUUCCGCCGGUCAAACUUGAGAAAAAAGACCUCAAUUGCCACAAACUUAAGUUGGACUCGGAUUCAGAAGAAAACAUGGAGGUCACGGCAGACGGUCAGCAGCCCCACGUGGACGUCCUGGUUCCAGCUCCCCCUCCGGUUCAGGUCCCAGACUCCUCCAGAACAGAGCCGCAGAGACUUGCCUGCAACGAGGUCACCUCCACCAGCGACAUGGAUGUGUGUCGAUCCUCUGAGAGCGACAUGCCGUUUCCCACCACGUCAGUCAAGAUCAUAAAGAUCUCGUCGGAUGCCUCGUCUGACCACGGUGAGGAUGAUUUGCCCACUGAGGGUGUGUUCGAGGGCCACCAGGAGGCGGUGAACGCCAUGCAGAUCCACAAUGGACUGCUGUACACGUGCUCCGGAGACCGCACCGUCAGAGCCUUCGACCUGGUGAGUCACAAAUGUGUCGGCGUGUUCGAGGGUCACAGCUCCAAAGUGAGCUGCCUGUUGGUGUCCGUGGCUCCUUCUCUGCAUCACCGCCUUUACUCUGGUUCCAGUGACCAGACCAUCUGCUGCUACAGCCUCAAGACGCGAGAGCUGGAGCAGCAGUUCUCUCUGUCGGACCGAGUCCUCUGCCUCCACAGUCGAUGGAAGAUGUUAUUCGCCGGUCUGGCGAACGGCACAGUGGUGACCUUUAACCUCAAGACAAACAAGCAGAUGGAUGUGUUCGAGUGCCACGGGCCGCGAGCCGUGAGCUGUCUGGCCUCGUCACAGGAGGGGGCCCGACGGAUCCUGCUGGUCGGCUCCUUCGACAGCACCAUCAGCGUGAGGGACGCCAAGAGCGGCCUGCUGCUGCGCACGCUGGACGGACACACCAAGACCGUGCUCUGCAUGAAGGUGGUCAACGACCUGGUAUUCAGUGGCUCCAGUGAUCAAUGUGUCUACGCACACAACAUCCAUACAGGAGAGCUGGUGCGGGUCUAUAAGGGCCACAGUCACGCUGUGACGGUCGUGUCCGUCCUGGGGAAGGUGAUGGUGACGGCUUGUCUGGACAAACUGGUGCGAGUCUACGAUCUACAGUCUCACAACCAGCUGCAGGUCUACGGUGGACACAAGGACAUGGUGAUGUGUAUGGCCAUCCACAAGAACAUGAUCUACACUGGCUGUUACGACGGCAGCGUGCAGGCCGUCAAGCUGAACCUGAUGCAGAACUACCGCUGCUGGUGGCACGGCUGUUCUGUGGUGUUCGGGAUGAUGGAGCACCUGCAGCAGCACCUGAUCAGCGACCACACCAGCUCCACCUCCCAGGUGUUUAAAUGCCGCUGGAAAAACUGUGAAGAGUUUUUCUGUGCACGCAACAGUUCCAAGCAGGGGAUGCAGGUGCACAUGCAGAAACAUGCUGAGGAGGACGCUGAGCCGGAGCCUUAAGGGCUGCUGGUGGAGAUGUUGUCUCUCCUCCUCCCUUCUCUGCUAUCUUUAACCUCCCAUAUUGGGGGGGGAUGUUUUUUGGGACCCACUUGACUUCUCAGCGCUCCUGUUGAGCCUGACGAGUGGAGUCCGACGCCUCCAUCCUUUAUGUUCGGUGUUGGAAUCCAACCAUAAUACAAUCGUGAAAAGGAGGGUUGGUUGUGCUGUUGUUAUUUGUUUUUUUACGUUCUACAAAAACACGCCUUCCUCUCUCUCUCUGUCUCUCUCUCUCUCUCUCUCUCUCUCUCUCUCUGACCACUGCAGUUCCUCUUUUUACUGACCAAAGUAAGACAAAGAAACACGUGACUUUUGUUUAUUGAAGAAACUUCAGUGUUGCCGGUAUCUGAGCGUGUUGUUCUGUUUUUCUCUGUCAAAAACUGCAACAUAAACAGACAGUCGUCCUCUUUCUUGGUCGGCUACGAUAUGGCAUGGGCUCAGAGAUGUUUUUAUUGUUGUAGUGCAGUCGUGAUGUGUCAUGUAGAGCAACCUGUAGUUUGUUUUUUCUUUAAUUAAGUUGCCAUUAUUCACUCACAGUGAAAACAUUUUGUUGAUGACAGUGAUUUAAAAGUUUUCCCAGAUCGUUUCAUAAUUCAGUGUGAUUAUUUGUGUUGAAGGAGUUUCAUUGACGUGACAAUUUUUAACAAACGUCUUUCUUUGUUUUGUCAGCAUUUUAGGUUUACAUUAUUAUUUAAUUUUUUGUUGUUGCUCAGUGAUAUUAAGGCGUUGAGGGGAUUUUGGUGGGGAGUUGAGUUACUUGGCCUGAAGAUGCCAUUUUGAGAAUUUGCAUUUGCAGUGAUAACAGAGCCGAGGUGUGUGUGUGUGUGUGUGUGUGUGUGUGUGUGUGUGUGUGUGUGUGUGUGUGUGUGUGUGUG
This is a messenger RNA of Anoplopoma fimbria (sablefish), 6236 nucleotides long. It is a transcript of the gene znf106a, whose product is annotated as zinc finger protein 106a. The record is from RefSeq and is a predicted model, not a curated record. Bases 91 to 5325 code for a protein of 1744 amino acids. Gene Ontology annotation, cellular component: cytosol; membrane. The transcript has 22 exons. Gene Ontology annotation, molecular function: zinc ion binding; RNA binding; SH3 domain binding. Lineage: Eukaryota; Metazoa; Chordata; Actinopteri; Perciformes; Anoplopomatidae.